AUGCAGACCCCUGCCAGCGAGCCCAAUGUCGAGCAAACGAGGCAAGUAUGCACGUCAUGCAAGGCACGAAAAAGAAAAUGUGACAAAGCACUGCCUAAAUGUGGAUCGUGCACAAAAAGGGGGCUACCUUGCGAAUACUCGGCUCCACAGCAAAUCCUCACGCCACCGCCCAUGUUGGAACUGCCGUGGUAUGGGUUCCUCACCCAUAACGAUAGAGUGAAUACUCACAGCAUCGACUUCCCGACCAUCCUCUUCUUGGAUCCUGGCAUUCUACGACAUGGACAGCUCGAAUUACGGUAUACCGUUGGCCAGGUUCCAGAACAUUUUCUCCAUCUACUUGGGGACAUGAAUGCCAUUAACUCCACCGCAGCCAAGUUUUUUAGGCACAUCCAUCGGUGGAUGCCCUUUAUAUCCAAAAAGCGGUUUUACGAGCACGGUGAAGAGUCGUCGUUUUACUCGCAGCCGGAUACUGUGCUUCUUCUGCUUUGCAUCCAACUAAUUACGGCAUUUCCUCCCAUCCAGCCUCGAAAUGCUCGAACUCCGCUAUACCAUGCUGCAAAACACCUCUAUCUUGAGGUCGAAGGGUCGAGUAUAUUUGCACUUCCAGUCUUGCAGGCAGGAGUGCUCUUAGCUCUUUACGAAUUGGGGCAUGCAAUAUAUCCCGCCGCUUACCUGACCAUCGGAGCAUGUGCUCGCUAUGCCUAUGCUCUUGGCAUCAACAUUGGUGCAACGGUCAACACGAGAAAGGUCCUUAGCUUGGUCGAGUUAGAGGAGAGGAGGAGAGUCUGGUGGGCAUUAGUGAUUUUGGACCGCUUCAAUUUCGUCUUCGCAGGCAAAAGAAACACUGUUUUAUUGACAAUCAAUAAAGAUUCGCUUCCAUUGGCUGCCCCGGGAGACCUUUUGCAACAGCAGAUCCAGGAGUAG
Exophiala aquamarina CBS 119918 is the source of this 924-nucleotide messenger RNA. RefSeq lists its product as uncharacterized. Lineage: Eukaryota; Fungi; Ascomycota; Eurotiomycetes; Chaetothyriales; Herpotrichiellaceae. Gene Ontology annotation, cellular component: nucleus. The transcript is spliced from 3 exons. Bases 1 to 924 code for a protein of 307 amino acids. Gene Ontology annotation, molecular function: zinc ion binding; DNA binding; DNA-binding transcription factor activity, RNA polymerase II-specific. The record is from RefSeq and is a predicted model, not a curated record. Gene Ontology annotation, biological process: regulation of DNA-templated transcription; DNA-templated transcription.